Messenger RNA from Drosophila rhopaloa, 1482 nucleotides. RefSeq names its product procathepsin L. The record is from RefSeq and is a predicted model, not a curated record. Gene Ontology annotation, cellular component: lysosome. Lineage: Eukaryota; Metazoa; Arthropoda; Insecta; Diptera; Drosophilidae. Bases 109 to 1269 code for a protein of 386 amino acids. The transcript is spliced from 4 exons. Gene Ontology annotation, molecular function: cysteine-type endopeptidase activity.
GUUGGCCAGUUUAUAGUCCGAGACCCACUAGUCUAAUAGCUAUAUAAGCUCCGCCCGCCGCUCGAGCCAAAAACAUUUGUGUGGCCUGUGUGAACGCGUAAGAUCAGAAUGAAGUUUCUGUUGGUUAUUCCACUGCUGGUGGCUGCGGUCUCUGGCCAAUUUGGCUUCGGCGGUAGACGCGGAGGUGGAUUGGGGGGUGGAUUGGGGGGUGGAUUCGGAGACGGACUGGGGGGAGGACUGGCCGGAGGUCUAACUAAUGCAGCAAACGCAAUUCAGGGUGCUGCGAGCAACAUUGCCAGCGUGGUGCCCAAGGUGCCUCUGCUGUCGAAUGUCCAGAGCUUCGGUGACUUCUUGUCUCAAUCUGGUAAGACGUACCUCAACGCCGCCGAUCAGGCUCUGCACGAGGGAGCCUUCGCGGCCACCAAGAACCUGGUGGAUGCCGGAAACCAGGCCUUCGCCCAAGGAACCGCCACCUUCAAGCAGGCGGUGAACGCCUUCGCCGAUCUGACCAACGCCGAGUUCCUGCAGCAGCUGACCGGUUUCAAGCGAAACCCCGCGGCCAAGGCCCGUGCUGCCGCCAGCCUGAAGCAGGUGGAGCUGCCGCCAACCCCCGUUCCGGACUCCUUCGACUGGCGCGAGCACGGAGGCGUCACCCCGGUGAAGUUCCAGGGCACCUGCGGAUCCUGCUGGACAUUCGCCACCACCGGUGCCAUCGAGGGCCACACCUUCCGCAAGACGGGCACGCUGCCCAAUCUGUCCGAGCAGAAUCUGGUGGACUGCGGUCCGUCGGAGGACUUCGGCCUGAACGGCUGCGACGGCGGCUUCCAGGAGGCCGCCUUCUGCUUCAUCGAUGAGGUGCAGAAGGGUGUCUCGCAGGCGGAGACCUAUCCCUACCUGGACAGAACGGACACGUGCAAGUACGACGACAGCAAGGCCGCAGCCCGAGUCCAAGGAUUCGGCGUCAUUCCGCCCAAGGACGAGGAGGAGCUGAAGAAGGUGGUGGGCACCUUGGGACCCGUCGCCUGCUCCGUGAACGGCCUGGAGACCCUCAAGAACUACGAGGGCGGCAUCUACAACGACAACGAGUGCAACCAGGGCGAGCCCAACCACGCCAUCCUGGUCGUGGGCUACGGAUCGGAGAACGGCCAGGACUACUGGAUCAUCAAGAACUCCUGGGACGACACCUGGGGCGAGAAGGGCUACUUCCGCCUGCCGCGCGGCCAGAACUUCUGUUUGAUCGCCGAUGAGUGCUCGUAUCCUGUGGUUUAAGGGGGACCGAAAAAUAAACUGGCCAAAUCGUUUCCGCUUUUUUAAUUAAACAAAACUGACAACCAUUAAUUAAUUUUGGAUCAAUUUUUGGAUAUCCUAUGCCUGCAAUAUAUUUAUCUGCCAAACUGGUUCUAUGCAGUUCAUUCGCGAAAUGUAAAAGCUCUUAACAUAUGUUAAAAUUUCGAAUAAAGUUGGAAUACCUUGCCGAUCGGA